This is a messenger RNA of Verruconis gallopava, 1487 nucleotides long. RefSeq lists its product as uncharacterized. NCBI's taxonomy places the organism in Eukaryota, Fungi, Ascomycota, Dothideomycetes, Venturiales, Sympoventuriaceae. The transcript has 2 exons. The record is from RefSeq and is a predicted model, not a curated record. Bases 423 to 1355 code for a protein of 310 amino acids.
GUCGCAGAACUGUCAGAGAAAGUUGGUUUAAGUGAUUAUUAGUUCUGAAAGGGUAAAACUGCAGACAAAUCGGGUCUGAGAUCGGAGUAAGAAAAGCUCAGAUUUGCAAAUGGAAAGAAUACGCCUGUGCAAUUGCUGCCAGGUCGUGGAGUAGACGAAUGGUGACAUCCAUAUGAGGCGAAAUUUCAGUACGCCGCAUGUACCAGAUACAGACUAUCCUCGAUCAAAAACGGAGUUUUCUUACCACCAGGCAAACACCAGAAGUUUCACCUAAUUGGGCGGCCCAACGAUCAAACGGAUUCAUAUUGAACCGCGCGUGAUGGGCGAUGUUAUGGGUGACAUGACUAUUUAAUCCACCUUCUCCCCGUCUUGUAUCUUUGAUCGCAAUCAGCGUACCGGACGCCCCAGAGCCGCAAUUCGUCAUGCCCGCGAUCAAAAGCUUCGACCCGGAGAAAAACAUACCCGAUCUAUCAGGCAAGAUCAUCCUGGUGACGGGAGGGAAUCAAGGUAUCGGAAAGGAAACUGUUCUUGCUCUUGCACAACACGGGCCGAGCCAUCUUUACUUCACGGCGCGCUCGACGGCGAAGGCUGAGCAAACAUUAGCCGAGUUGAAGAAGAGGUCCCCAGACACGCCCGUCACUGUUAUCACAUGCGAUCUUGCCUCCCUCGCGUCCGUGAAGAAGGCCGCACAGGAUUUUCUUUCCAAGUCAAACAGCCUUGACGUGCUGAUCUUGAGCGCUGGCAUCAUGGCCGUCCCCCCGGCGCAGACAGCGGAUGGGUAUGAAAUUCAGAUGGGCACGAAUCACAUCGGACACGCCCUCCUCACAAAGCUCCUCCUCCCGACUCUGGAGCAGAACGCCAAAACGAGGGAUACACGCAUAGUGGUGGUGAGCUCGUCAGCUGCGUUGAUGGCCCGCGGGAUUGAUUACGGAGCGCUUAAGACCGACGGCAAGUCCCGUACCGUCCUGGGCGGCACGCAAAUUCUGUAUUGUGAAUCCAAGCUCGCCAAUGUAUAUUUCGCGCAGCAGCUUGCGGAGCAUUAUUCAGGCAUCACUUCGGUCUCCGUUCAUCCUGGCGUCGUUCGCACGCAUCUGAUCGAAUCACAGUCCACACUCCAGAAAACUGUGAUCAAGCUUUCUGCAUACAUAACACAGAGUGGUGAAAUCCUCACCCCGGCGCAGGGCGCGUAUAAUUCGUUGUGGGCCGCAACUGUGGAGAAGGAAAAGCUGACAAAUGGUGAGUAUUACUAUCCUGUUGGUGUUCCGGGCAGGAAGACGAAAGUUUUAGAAGACAAGGCUGCUUCCAAAAGGUUGUGGGACUGGACAAUGGAGGAGCUGAAGAGCUGGACACUGUGAAGGUUGUGUCGGCCGCUCACAAUUGAACAUAUUGCUUAACAGCAUCAACUACUUUCUGACCUAACGUUUUUUACCACAUGAUUUAGUUCAAGAAUUAAACGUUCCCCAUUAACUCCGCAAUGAAGCUGCCCA